Molecule: messenger RNA, 699 nt
Organism: Rotaria sordida
Lineage: Eukaryota; Metazoa; Rotifera; Eurotatoria; Philodinida; Philodinidae
Source: the annotation of a GenBank genome assembly
AUGCGAAUUUUUAUUACUUCAACAGUUGGAAAUUCAACAUCUUAUGUGUUCGAUGUUGAAAAAACAACAACUAUUCGAGAACUUAAAGAGAAAUAUGUUCAAAAGGCUAAACGACAACAAGAUCUUGAAAAAAUACUUCUGGAACUUGAUGGAAUUGAAUUCGGUGAAGAUGAUAAAACACUCUUCGAUUAUAACAUAGAAUCUGAUUCUAUGUUGAAUUUGAUCUAUUAUGAUUUUGUGGGUCGUAAUCCAUGUUUCGGAAGACGCUUCGUUGAUGUUAGCAAUAAUGCAGGUUUAAAAAGAGUAGAAUGGGGAAAAACGGCUCCAGAUUGGAGAAUAGCAUAUCCUGGCUUAUGUUUGGAAGGAAUAUGUAAAAAUAAACAUUGCGUAGCUAACGGUAAUCAAGUCAUUAUGUCCCUGGGCUACAUAGAAUUUGAUGUGGUGGGAGGUCCUAGUCGCGAAACAACAAAAUGUCCAAAGUGUUUCAAAUUUGUUAACCCAAUACUGUGUGGUUUUAACAAUUGUUGGUGGAAAUAUGAGGGUAAAAAACAAUUAGAUGAAUCAGAAGCACCUGAAUUCGUCGAAAAUGAUUGGCAAGAAGCAGAUAAUGCAUAUCAUUAUUUUGAUGAAAAUAAAAGUGGAAUUGUACAUUGGCGGUAUUUAAUAUUGAAAGCCGUAAAAACAAAACCUGUGGAAUGA